Messenger RNA from Hymenoscyphus albidus, 1546 nucleotides. Lineage: Eukaryota; Fungi; Ascomycota; Leotiomycetes; Helotiales; Helotiaceae. The record is from the annotation of a GenBank genome assembly.
AAAAAUUCUCUUAGCACCAAUUAAUUCAGCAUCAACUCAAGCAACCCACCACCACCACUAUAAACCCAACAGUAAAAAUGUAUACCCUCGACGCCCUCGACCAAUUCCAGGUCACCAAACCAGAAAACACAUACAUCUACGACAUCGUACCCACCGCGGCAGGACUCGCGACAAUCUCUUCCGACGAUGUCCUGCGAGUUCUUGAUCCAGGAAAUCUAAGUGAGAAACCAUUGAAGGAGAUCAAAGACGUGAAUAAGGAUGUUACGUGUCUAAAGGCGGUUGAUCCUAAUGGAGAGGCGGGUGCGGUGAUUGUGGCUACUGCGGGGAGGGAGGGUAAGGUUAGGAUGUGGGAUUUGAGGACGGGGAGUAAGGUUGCUGAGGUUGCGGUUGGUGAGUUGUUUACUUGUUUGUUGGAUGAGUUGGUUUAGGGGAUGAAGGGGUUCUGAGUUGAAUCUGUUUUUGUUCUUAUGGACUUUGGUUUUUCAUCUUUUACUCGAGUAUAUCUACAAGCUUUUGAUGCGGGGUGGUGGGGUAUUUUCUUUUCGAGAAUUGCUGCUAACAAUUUAUAGAUCAGAAUGCUCCGAUUUUAUCACUGGCCUGUUCAUUUCCGUAUGCAAUUACAGCAGGGACUGAGUUGACGAAUCACCAGGCCACAGUGGCUAUGUGGUGAGUUUUCAAAUAACCCCAUUGCGGUUCUUGUACUUGAGUACUCGUAGUUGACGUAUUCAGGGACACAAGAAAUCUCGGACAAGCAACGAUACAGUAUAUCGAGAGUCAUAGUGACGAUGUCACGGAGGUAUGUGCUCCAAAAGAAAUUCAAGAAUUUUAUACUCAUUAUUUUCAGCUCGGGUUCCACCCAAGUCGACCGCAAAUUUUAUUGUCUGGUUCAACCGACGGGCUUGUGAACAUUUACAACACCACUAUCGCCGAUGAGGAAGAAGCUCUACAUCAAACCAUCAACCAUGGCCAUUCCGUACAUCACGCUGGAUUCAUCACUGAUACAGACAUCUUCGCACUCUCGCAUGAUGAACGGUUCUCAAUGUAUGAAUUGGUAACAAAUCCCGAAGAGGGCAUGGAAGAGCCAUCACCAGUCAAUUUCGGAGAUAUGAGGGAACUACUGAGUGGCGAAUAUGUCGCCAAUGUGCUAAGAAGACCGGAUGGAGGAGCUGUAAUUGGAAUCGGAACACACAGGUAAGUUCGUCAAAUUCAAAAGACAGUACGAUGAAAUGAUUGAUGGUUUUGCAGUCGUCAGAGCUUUGAUCUCGUUCAGUUGAAGAAGGAUCCUACAUGGAAAUUUGUACCGGAAUCGAAGGUUACUUUAUCACGAGCUCAUGGCUCUGAGAUUGUGAGGUCCUUUUGCUUUCUGGAUUCCGUAAGUUGAAUUUAGCAAUGCGAAAACGAUGAAGCGCUAAAAAAUAUACUAGCAUAAAACUGUUCUGACUGCUGGUGAAGAUGGCCAGGUCAAGGCUUGGAGGGGUGCAUAAAUAGGUCGUGUGCCAAUUGACCAAAUAAUUAUCAAAAGCAAAAAAAGCAAAAAGAAAACGCA